Messenger RNA from Stomoxys calcitrans (stable fly), 2545 nucleotides. RefSeq names its product ras-related protein Rab-35 (gene Rab35). Gene Ontology annotation, cellular component: endosome membrane; plasma membrane. Lineage: Eukaryota; Metazoa; Arthropoda; Insecta; Diptera; Muscidae. Gene Ontology annotation, biological process: endocytic recycling. The transcript has 3 exons. Gene Ontology annotation, molecular function: GTPase activity; GTP binding. The record is from RefSeq and is a predicted model, not a curated record. The coding region runs from base 1076 to 1684 and encodes 202 amino acids.
CGUAGACAAUGACGCAUUUGAAGGGAAAAUCAUAAAGAAAUAAAGAAGAAAUAUAAAAUUCAAAAUUAGUGUAAAUAAUUUUAACGGCGUUAAGAACAGCGAAUAUACAUCGAAAUUGUCUCAACAGAUUUUUCGAGUGAACACCGAGCAGAAAGUGAAACUUUUCGGUGGAAACUAAAAAACGAUUAGCAAAAAAAGAAGGGAGUUCAUCAAUUGCAACAACAAUCUGCAAAGCUAAGUAUAGUCGUUUUUAAACAACAACACAGCACAAGCGACUCACUUGACAGCAGCUGCAUCAGCUUUUUCUAUGGUCAUAGGGUAUUGGGGAUUAUGGCCAGGAGUUAGAGGAAUUGAACAAAAAUAGAGGCAACAACAAGCUCUGCGCAAAGAAGUUUUCAAAAAUUCUGAACCUGCUGACAAAAUCGAUGGACAAAGUUUUUUUUUUAAUUUGAAAAUCCAUUCGUCUUUACAUCAUAAGAAGUAGAUCCACUACGAAACUUCUGCAAGCUGCGUUGUUGUAAAGAAUAUCAUAAAACCACCGAUUAUACACUACUCUUUCAUGGAACAUAUUACCGGCUAUCUAACGCCCUAAUCCCUGAACAUUGUAUAGUGUGCAAGAACUAGAACGAAAAUAAUUUAAAAGCGAGAAAGCAAAAAGCCCAAUAAGAUAUGAACAAGUAAUUUUCUUAUCAAUCCCACAGUCACAAAAGCAAAUCAUACCCCCUAAAAAUACCGUACAGAACGGAAACAAUCUUAUGUAUUCAUUUGAACACAAUUCUACUUCUGUAUUGCAUUGGUUAUAUGUACAAGGAACUGCAUAAUACCCCAAUUUAAAAGGAACUUUAUUCGGUACAUUAUUUUUUCCUGAAGGCGUAUAGUAAAUUCUCGUACCAAGUCUUCCUCCAGAGUAUACUGUGGAGCAUUAUUUUAGUACAUAGCGUAAUACUUGUGAUUUGACAAUAUUUCGGACUGGAGCAACAAACCUCGACUCAUCGCAACAGAUAAACAUUUGUUCUACCGCCCUCCACAACUAGCCGAAAAGCCAAUACCACCAUUAACAUAAUCGGUUGCCACCAUGUCUCGUGGUUUUGAUCAUUUAUUCAAACUUUUAAUAAUCGGCGAUAGUGGUGUUGGUAAGACUUCGCUGCUUUUGCGAUUCUCGGAUGACGCCUUUAAUGGAUGUCACAUAACCACAAUCGGGGUAGAUUUUAAAAUACGAACUUUAGUCAUUGAUGAAAAGCGUGUAAAGGUACAAAUCUGGGAUACAGCUGGUCAGGAACGCUUUCGUACAAUUACCAGCACUUAUUAUCGUGGAACACAUGGCGUCAUUGUGGUCUACGAUGUAACUGAUGGAGGAUCGUUUAAAAAUGUGCGACGUUGGUUAGACGAAAUUCAAAAUAACUGUGGUGUGUUAAACGUUAUAUUAGUGGGAAACAAGAACGAUGAUCCCGAAAAAAAGGUUGUUGCUACCGAUGACGCUCGCAGGUUUGCCGAAUCAUGUGAUAUCGAACUUUUCGAAACAUCGGCUAAGGAUAACAUUGGGGUUAAUGAAAUGUUUCACUCUAUAACAAGACAGGUGCUUCGGGACAAGAUACAGACCGACAAACAGGAAGACGAACAGAAAAAAGCUACCAUUAAAUUAAUCAAGUCAAAUAAAUCGAAAAAGAGAAAAUGCUGCAGAUAGACGCAAGGAACCACGCUUGUAAUAUAACAAAAAUCCGCCAAAAACUAUUGGCAUUAUAGCUUUUAGAGAAUUUAUUUACUCAUAAGAUAUUUAAUUAAAAUUUCUUAGCAAGGAAUUAACAAAUUUUCCACAGGUUAUUAAAAGAAAUUAUGUUAUAUACCUAUAUGUUUAUUUCUUUUUUAUUUUUAAAUAUGUAUUUGUAUGUAAUAAAUUGCCUCUAACAAAUUUGUAGACAAUUUUUUUAUCUUCACAUAUCUGAGGCUAACGAACAAUACCAAUUCAUUGUCCCGGCACGGGAUAGCUGUGAGCACCACACAGGCCGAAAAAUGUGGUGUUAAUUGCUGUUACGAGAAGCUUAGCUGCGAGCUACCGGGCGCGUCCACAAGCUGCGGAUAGUAGAAUGCUCCAUACGGAGGAGCUGCAAUUGCAGCCGUGGACAAUCGAGCGGAGAGUCUCAGUGGGAGGUCGGGCGGCACCGGCUCUUGCACAAUUACUGAGUGCCUAUGGCCCUCGAUAUGGUGCCUUUAAAUAGCCGAUAGCCACCCUGUUACCGCAGCGAUCUGUCCUUUGGACCGGAACUUACAGGAGCUUGACGAGGAUUGACACCUCCACAUGAAAUGAGGAUCGAUACCUGCCUUGGCGGUCAACAUGAUGUAAAUAUUAUUGACCUUGGCGGUCAGAAAAAAGUGUAAAGCGCCGCCGGCGAAAAAAACCCAUUUUGCUCAAAAUUGAUGAAAAGAGUAAACUUCUAAUUAAAUUUGUUGAAAAGGCAUAGGAAAAAUUUUGAUUUAUUGGAAAAAUAAUGGAGAUUACAUAUAUUUACGAAAUUAUUAAUAAAAAAUAAAAUUUAUAUUGGAAUAA